Caenorhabditis briggsae is the source of this 855-nucleotide messenger RNA. The transcript has 4 exons. The record is from RefSeq and is a predicted model, not a curated record. Lineage: Eukaryota; Metazoa; Nematoda; Chromadorea; Rhabditida; Rhabditidae. Bases 1 to 855 code for a protein of 284 amino acids.
AUGAUCAAUCAAGCAAGGAGCUAUAUUUUUGUCAAGAGGGAGUCCUUGGGAAAGACACCUUUUACUGGUGCACCACAACGAGGACCGCCUAAACCACCAGGAGCACCAGGAAACGAACGACGGACAGGCAGAGCACCGGGACAAGAUGGACAAUCGGGACAAGACGGAAUACGUGGAGUUCCUCAAACAGGACCACCACAUCCAUCAGGACCCUCAAACAACAACCUUCGCAAAGAUAUCUUCUCCUGCGGUUUAUAUGCGGCUGGUGGAGGGGCGGGUGUAGGUGGCUGCGGCGGAUGCCAAUGUACUGUUCAAGCUUUUGAAUGCCCAGCUGGAACACCAGGACCACCGGAAGCGGCUGGACCUGAUGAAGAACCAGGACAAGCUGACCAAGAUAGACAGCCAGGGUCCGCUGGACUUUCCGGAACUGCGAAAGUGCUACCACCGGGAGAAGCUGGGUCUGAUGGAGGACCAGGACAAGCUGCACAAGAAGGACCACCAGGCUCUGCCGGACAAGCUGAUUCCGGAAAUGCUAAACAACAAUUUAUCCCAUGCUCAGCUGGACCACCAGGACCACCAAGACCAGAUGUAUCCCCAGGAAUGCCAGGACCAGACGGACAAGCUGGAGGUGCACCACCACCAGAACCGCCUGGACCACCAGUAGCCCCUGGAAACGACAAAAAGCCAGGAGCAACAGAACAAGAUGGACAAUCGGAAGAACCAGGAACUUCUAUCAUCAACUCUCCAGGAGUACCAGGACCUGCUAAACCUUUAGUAUCCCCUGGACAACCAGGACAUUACGAAAGAAGCGGAGUUGCUCCAGCAGGAUCACCAGGGAACAACGGACAGCCAUGA